AUGGGAGACCUUAUGAAAAGAAAGUUCAGCAUCUUAGAUUUAACUGGAAAGAAAUUUCUGGAAUGGAAAGUGGAUGCAAUGAUGAAUUUGAAAGCUCAAGGCUUGGAGCAUACCGUUAAAGAAAAUAAAAGUCCCUUUGGUCAAACAACUGAUGCUACCUUUUCUGUAAUGACGGUUGUAAAACCUAUCACUGAACAAGAUAAGGCAAAAGCCUUAGUUUUGUUAAGGUAUCAUUUACAUGAAGGCCUUAAAACUGAGUACAUGAUGGAUUUCAAAUCUGUAAUUGAUUAUAAUUCAACCAUACAUGAGAUAGUGUCUAUAUUGAGAUACUGUGAUCAUCCAAUUACGGAUGAACAUAUGCUUGAAAAAACACUCACUACCUUUCAUGCAAGUAACAUACUGUCACAAGAACAGUAUCGUGAAAGAGGUUUUAAAAAGUUCAAUGAAUUAAUGAGUGUAUUGCUUAUUACGGAACAAAAUAGUGAACUUCUGUUGAAAAAUCAUAACCUGAGACCAACUGGGUCUUUGGCUACUCAUCAUGAGGCAAAUGCAACAAAUUUUUAUCCACCAGAGUCAAAUGCUACACGAAGAGGUGGACGUGGAAAUACAAUGGCCGUGGAAGAGGCCGUGGAAAUAAACGCGGACGCGGCUGUGGUCGUGGUAGACAAAAUUUUCAAAGAAACAGCUUCUAUAAAAGGCAAAGAGAAAAAUGCAGAAGCAUAUUAUGUUAAUGAGGAAAAUUGA
Chenopodium quinoa (quinoa) is the source of this 744-nucleotide messenger RNA. RefSeq lists its product as uncharacterized. The transcript is spliced from 3 exons. The coding region runs from base 1 to 744 and encodes 247 amino acids. The record is from RefSeq and is a predicted model, not a curated record. NCBI's taxonomy places the organism in Eukaryota, Viridiplantae, Streptophyta, Magnoliopsida, Caryophyllales, Amaranthaceae.